Molecule: messenger RNA, 20492 nt
Organism: Cinara cedri
Lineage: Eukaryota; Metazoa; Arthropoda; Insecta; Hemiptera; Aphididae
Source: the annotation of a GenBank genome assembly
AGAAGAGUUAUAACUUAAUAUAUUGGUAUUAUUCGUAUUAACUUUUUAGUAACUAGUGAACACAGAUUAACAUAAUAAGUAUUUUAUUUUGUACAAGAUAUUUAUUUUAGGAAUGUGUAUUAGUUCUCAAUACAUGAAAUAUAUUGAAGUUUAAAAUAAUAUUUAUGUUGCAAUCAAUAUGAUGUCUAUAACACGAUUAUUCGCAAGUCUUGUGACUAAAAAAUUGAAUAUUUUAAAAUUAACAUCAAAUUAUGUAAGAAGAAUGUAUUCUAUUAAUUAAAAUAUAAUUAUAUUUAAUUUAUCUUUUAUUUAUAUUGUAAAGUGAUAACUAAAGUAAUUUAUACUAUAGUUUUUUGUGUUUUUUUUUUUUUAGGUUCCUAGAUGUACAUAUGGUUUAAACAAUGUUGGAAGUAAUGACCCAGGUAUUGAAAUUGAGGAAAAAAAAAUUGUAGAAGAAAAAACUAGUUUAGCAAUGCGAGCAUAUCUUCAAAGAGCUACAUUAUAUAGUAAGUGAUAUUAAACUGUACUAAACAAUUUUUAGGUAUAUAAUAAAUGCUAUUUGUCACCAACCUUGAUUGACAUACAAAGUUAUUGUAGUAACUAAAAAUUAAAUUAAUUUAUUUUUAAUAUUUCCUUAUCGAUAAGUAACUAUAGUUAAAAGAGAUUAUACCUAUCUUACCUAGUUAAUUUUAAAAUAGAAUUAAAAAUCAACAAAGUAUGAGUUAGAUUCUGAGCGUAGCAACGAAUGUAUUGGUUUUAUAAAGAUGUUUAUUUUUUAUAUAAAUUUUUUUAUAUUGUGUACAAAAAUUCUACCAGAAAUCUGUUCCGAUGUAUACGAUGUAAAUCCUUUUCUGAAAAGAAAUUUUCUUGAAGUAGUACUUUAGUAUUACUUAAUUUGUUUUUCAGUUGCCUGAAUGAUAAUUAUAAUUCAUAUAUUCUUAUCAGUUUUUUUUUUAUACCUGUAGAUAAACAAUUACAAAACAAAUAAACAAAUAAUUUUGUUGUCUAAAAUAAGUAAUUUUUAAAAAAUUGUGAAACUAUUUUAUCAUGAUCAUGUGAACGAUUGAUAACCAUGUUAUUACAACUAUUCUACAAUAAAUAAAUCAUAUAAUGAAUAUUACUCCUGUUUACCAGCCGUAAAUAAGGGGAAAAGUACCCAUAUUUAAUUUAUAAAAUUUGUUAUUACUAAUAAAUGUUAUUUAUAUUUAUUAGGGUAUCUCUUAGUAUUAUUCUUAUGCUAAUAACUGUUAAUAUUAAUUUUUUUAUAUUUUUAUUUUCAUUCUAUAUCACUGAAAUAAAUAUCAUUAUUUUUCCAUUUUUUAAAUUUGUUUAAAAUAUAUUAUCCUAAAAAUUUAAAUAUAUCAUACUUUUAUAUAUCCGAUUAAAAGUUUCUUAGCAAUGGUUAUUUUAAUUUCUAGAUAACUGGCGCGAAAACAAUUAAUUCAUAAUAAAAUAAUACUUUAUGCGAUAAGGAAUCACAACCAGCAAGAUAAUUCUAUCAAAAUAUUCUGGAUAUUUUAUUGAAUAAAAAAAAGUAAAUUUUUUUUAAUAAUUAAGGGAUAGAAAUAAAAAUUGUAUUUGUCUCUAAAUAUAUCUCUUACAAAACCCGAUUGAAAAAAAAUGAAUAUUGCCAGAAUUAUAAGCAUAAAAUAACACUGUAGGACACUGUUAAUAUUAAUAUUAUACUUAUUAUAUAUGUAUUUAUAAAAUAAUAAUUUUUGUAUAACUUUCUACUUUAUAUUUUAGAUAACUUUAUGGAACAGCAAACACAUGAAUUUCAGGUUGGAAAACGACAUUUAGCUAAUAUGAUGGGUGUUGACCCAGAAACUUUUACUCAAAAAGAUAUUAAUGUAAGUUUCUUUUCUGGUAUGCAAAUUAACUAUAAAAAUUAAUUUAAAUUUUUUAUUUAAAAAUUGAAUCCUUUUAUAUGAGAUGUUUAUAUUUAAUUUUAGGAAGCAAUUGAGUAUUUGUUUCCUUCUGGUUUGUAUGAUCCAAAAGCAAGACCUUUUAUGAAACCACCAAGUGAAGUAUUUCCACCUAAAAAAGAUGCAGAGUUUGAUGAAUCUGGACGUCCAUUUCAUGUUUUUUUUUAUACUGGAAAACCAAAUUUUUAUUUAAUAUUACAUGUGAGUAUUACAAUAGCAAACUAUUUUACAUUUAAUUUAUACAAUUUUUUUUCUUUUGUAGAAUAUCGCUACUAAAUUAUCCGAAUUAAAUAAGUUUGAAGACAGUUUGAGGAAAAAUAAUAUACUUCCAGAUGAUAACAAAAAAUUGUAUGAUAAACAUAAUUAUACUAUCUACUUUUAAGAUUUUACUUUUAAAUUUUUAAAUAUAUUUUUAUAGAUCAUCAAUAGGAAGUCAAUGGCUAUCUAAAGAAGAUGUAGAAAAGUUGACUGUUGAAAAGUUAUCUGAUUAUGAAGUAAACAAAUUAAUUCAUUUUUUUCCUUAUAAUAUCUUGGUGACUAUAGUUGCAUUGAGGCCUGUUCUUACAAUGUCUAGACCAUAAGUGUUGAUUAAUGCUAACUGGAGUUUAUGCUGCAACUUAAGGAACAGUUGGUUUUCAGUUAGUAAAAUUUUUUCCGUUUAAAUGAAAAUCUCCAAGUUUGUGUUAUCAAUAGUUACUUUUGGUGUGUAUACUUUUUAUAAUUAGGUAUUACUGGUAAUGAGCUUUGGAUUUCGAUAUUGAACUGUAUACAUUUUGUUUAAUUUGUUUAUCUGUUUAAACUUUUUCAUUAAAAUGUAUUACGUCUACAGCUAUGCAAAACUAUGUUUCAUGUUGCUAAGAUAGUAAUUAUUUUGAUUUUAAAGAUAAAAUGUCAAAAUUUUAUGUGUACUUAAAAAAGUGAUAAUUUAUUAAAAAUGAAAAAAAAAACACUUUCAAAUAUCAGAGGAAGACAGAUUUAAAGAUUGUAUAAUGAUAUAUACAAUAUAGUAUAUAUCAUAAUAUAAUAUUAUAUAAUAUUAAUAUUAUCUACACUACAUUUUAUUAUAGUGGACACCACUUCAUUUUAUUAGUUUAUAAGUUAAUUUAGAUUAAUACUAAUAGUAUGUUUUAUUAUUAUAUGAGAUAUUUAACUAUAAUACAUACUAUUAGUAUUAAUCUAAAUUGACUUAUAAACUAAUAAAAUAAAGUGGUGUCCACUAUAAUAAAAUGUAGUAUAGAUAAUAUUAUAUUAUGAUACUUAUUUUAUUAUAUUGUAAUGAAAAACAAUAAAGAAGAGAGAAAAAAACGUUUGAUAUUAGUAAUAAUAAUAAAAGUAACAAGAAAUAGAAAAACUUAAAUAAAUAUGAAUAAGAAAUUAAUAAGUGUUGUGUUAUACAUUUAGAAGUAAUUAUAUUUAAAGAUUAUCAUAAAACCAGUUUUCUAAUUUAUAUUUACAAUGUGAAUUAUUUGAACUUAACUGACGAUUUAAGAGUUAACUAAUCAAAAGCUUUACUGACACUGUAAGAACAGACCUAAAUUUAUUAGUUAUCACUAAUAUUAAUAUUUUUAAAUUAUAUGAAUACUUUAUAGUAAUGAAUGUUAUUAAAUGGUCAUAAACAUUAACACGUUCAACGCCGAUGACAACACGGUGUUGUCACGGUAGGCAGCGCGCUCAUUGCCGAUGACAACACGUUGUUGUCAUGCGAGUAGUUUAUUUUUGAACAGUCUUUUUUCCGUCGGCUUUGUGCAUACACACAUAAUUUUUCUUAAUCCUAUUGGUGAACACUUCAGCUACAUUUUGGUGUACUUGGAUUUAAAAUUGUGUGUUUAUUUGUCAUAAUUUCAAAUAAAACAAAAAAAGUAAGUUUUUUCUAUAUUAUAUUUAUUUUAUCAUAAUAAAACAAUAAUCAUUAAUAUUUUUGUUAUAUGUUUAUAAUAAAUAAUAUUAAAUCUAACUUUUAAUGAAUUUUUUAAUUGUUUUUUACAGUUAAAAUAUUUAAAAUUAUUAUUAUUAAAAUGGACCUUCCACCUGGCCCAUUGUGUAAAGAUAUAGGGAAUGUAAAAAAAAAAGUUUUGACUGAUGAAGAAUUGUUAAACAUUUUGGAGAACUCUGACGAAGAUUUAAAUUUUAGUUCAGAAUCAGACCUGGGAGAAGGAGAUUCAGCCGAUGAGGAUUGUGAUCUUCAAUGCAAUGAAAAUUCUUGUGUAGAAAAUGAAAUAGUUAAUAAUAAAGCAAUAUUAAGAACUACAGACUAUCAGUAAUUUCGAGUUUAUGUGAAUCACAUAAUAUUGUACCUAGUUUGUCAUUAAAAUCUCAAACAAAACCAAUUCAUUUGCCAAAAAAAUUACCAAAAAAUAAAAAAAGGUGUGUACUUAAAGAAAAGGUGUAAACUAUGUUAUUCUAAAGGGAUAAAAAGAGUGACUACUAUAUAUUUCUGUCCUCAGUGUGAUGGUGAACCAGUGCUUUGUUUAGAAAAUUGUUUUGAAGAAUUUCAUACAUAAUCAAUUAAUUUUAAUGCAUAUAUUUAUAAACUAAGACUAAAAUGUAAUUUUAAGACUACAGUAGUUAUUGUUUUUUAUUUUAUAUUAUUAAUUUAUAAAUAGGAAAUUUAUAAAGGAAAGUGGCUGUAACUUUAUUUUUGAUUUUAUUAUAUUUUAAUAAAAUAUCUGUGUGUAAAAAUAAAUAAAAUAACAUCUUGUUCAUGGAAUUAUAUUUCGUUAGAAUAUUUAUAGUUUUAAAUUUGUCUGAAAAAAAAAUAACAAUAAAACAGUAUAAUGUUGCCUACAUGGCCGGUGACAACACGUCAUUGUCAUACCUUAUCGCAGCGGAAUUUCUAUGUGGCUAUUACAAACAAAGUGAUAAUACGGUAACGGCAUUGAACGUGUUAAGUUUAUAAGUAAUAGAUUUUCAAAUAGGUCAUGAAGCGCUUUAAAUAAAAAAAAAAAAAGGUUUUUUUCAUAAUAUAACAUUAUUGUUUACUAAAUCUUUAAAAAUUAUAUUUUAGUACAAACAUUUUACUAUUGCCAUUGAACGAUUGUUGAAACAUCCAUGUUCAUAUAAGUAUGUUGAAUUCAUUGCUCAGUACCAAAAACCAAUGAUAACAACUAAAGCUAUUAUGGAAUCAUCACCAGUAAUUAUACAUAUAUAUAUUUUGUUUUAUUAAAUGUAUUAUUCAAUAUACAUAUGCAAAUAUUUAAUAUUAUUUAUUAUAUACUUUAAGGUUGAAUAUACUAAAGAUGGAAAAGCUUAUGUUACUGUAAAAGGUAACUAAAUAUUUUUUUGUACAAUGAUUUUUGAUCAUUAAAAUGUUAAAUUUUAAAUUUCAGAUUGUCCUAGAAAAAGUGCAAGAGCUGAUGUUACAGUUUUUUAUCCAGGAACUGGUAAAUUAUCUAUAAAUGGAAAAGGAAUUGAAUUUUUUGAUGAUAUUCAAGCCAGAGAACAGGUAAAUUCAAUUUAAUGAUAUAAUAUUAAGAUAAUCUAAGUUCUAUCCAAAAUAAGAAUAGUAAUUGAUGGUGACACAAUAUUUACAUAAGUAUUUAAGAGACAGUGUACAAUCUGUUUUUUGAUCAAAACCAUGUUUUAUGAGGUGAAGAGUGGUCUGAUUUUGGUCUUUUUCAUCAUGCCAUCUUUUUUAAUUUUUUUUUUUGGAAAGAUGAAAACUUCUUACAGGAUAUUAGACUUGGAUUUUAAACAUUUUAUUUAGAAUUAUAUUUCUGCACACUAGCAUUAAGAAUUUAAUAACCAAUUUUAUAAUUUUUUUAGCUUAUAUGUAAAUUUUGGUUACAUAAUCAAAAAUAUAAACCCCAUAGAGAAUUAUCCUCUUCACAAAAAAUAAAAAUAAAAAAUUUAAAUUGGAUGUUAUUAAUUGAGUCAAAAGUUAACCCUGUAAACACAUUAAAACUGUUUGCAUUUUUAUGAAAAAAAUUGUUAAAAAAGAUUCUCUAUUUGUAAAUAUCAAUUAGCUAUCAGAAAUUGUAAAUAAUAUUUAAAAUAAACCACAGUGUUUAGGGUCCCUAAAUACUUUGUAUAAUUUUCAGAAUAUUCUGGCAUUUUUAAGUUAUUAAUACCUAUUUAAAAUUUUUUAGAUUCUGAACGAAAUGAAAAAUGCAUUGGUUUUACAAUGGUGUUUAUUUUUUUUUUAAAACAACUGUUUCACCAGAAUUCUUGCUCCGAUUUUCAAGUUUAGCACCUUUUCUGAAAGUAAAUUUUAUCUGGGUUGAUUUUCCAAGCGAUUUUCAUAAUAAAACCGGGGAAAAACUCGGAAAAAAAAAAUUUAUAAAAUGUAUUAUUUUCAUUUUUUGUAUUUUGUGUUGAGAUGACAUUUUUAGUUAAAAAUAUUCGUAGAGAUUUAAAAAUUUAGACAAAACACUUAUAUUCACAUUUUGUAAAUAUAGUAAAUUUUUAAAAUGUUUAGUCAUUUUUGAGCUAUUUAUAGAUGUUUUAACUUUGCGAGUUUUAUAUUCGCUAUGUACUCCAUAGAUAAAGUUGCUAGAUUAAAUAGAAAUACCUAAAAAUUUAACUGGAGGUUCAUUAUAAGUGCUUGGGAGUUUAAAAAAAAAAAUUGAAUGUGCAAAUUAUAUUGCUUCUCAAAACAUAAAUAACCAAAUUCCAUUCAAAAUCGUUUUUUGUUUGUAAUAAUUAAUUGUUGUGUACAGAUAUAUAGAGUUUAACUGAACUAUUUUUAAAUUUGUAAUGUAACUACAAUGUACAAAUAUCAAAUAGACCUGUUAAAUCCUGUAUAUUAAAUUACCCUCUACAUCCUACCUUCUCAAAUAAUCGCGUACAACUGUGACCCACCCAUAGAGCGAACUAUGUUGAAGCUUUUUUUUUUAUGAAUAAUAAUUUUUUUAUUUAUCUUUAUUAUAUGUUAAAAUUUGUUUAAAAAAAAUUUCCUCACCUAUAUCAGUAGCCUACUCAUGGUACAAAUAAUUUUUUGACUUUUUGUUACAUUAAACAACCCUGCUAUUAGAAAAUGUUUUUUAUUCCAAUUUUAGGUAGUGCAUGGUAGGGGUGAUAUCAGGCCAUCAAAUUUUAGAAUAUUUACUGGUCCAUUUUAGAAGUAAACGGUUCAUUGAUUCACAUAACAGUUUCGCAAGUAAUAUAUUAUAUUGAGUAUUGUUAUUAUGUCAUUAUUCAUUAUCAGGGUUGGGAUUUAAAUGCACUAAAAAUCAUAAAAAAAAAAUUGUUAUAAGGCAUUUUGUCGCAAAAAUACUCAUAAAAAUUACCUAUAAUUUUUUUUUUUAUAUUUGAUAGUUUAUAAUUUUUAUUUUAUUUAAAAAAAAAAAUUGAUACUUGAAAAAUUGAAUUAUUUAUAUUUUGUAGUUGAUUUUGUUGUCUUAUUCAUUCUAAACAUAUAAUAAAAUAUAAAUUUAAGAUUAUAUUAAAUUCUAUGUUAAACUAUUUUACCUUUAACAUUUUCUUAUUAAACUAAACAUCAAGGAAACCUAUUAUUGUCUUAAGAUAAUAUUUCAAAUUAAAUAAAUUUAAAUUAUUAAGCUGUUUAAUUGUAUACAUGUAUGAAUUGGUACAUUUAAUUAUUAUAUAAAUAUAUAUUAAUUUAGAUCACUAUAUUAAAUAUUAAUUUAAUUAUAAAUAAUACAUGUAUACAUUGUAUAAAUGUAUAAUUGUGCUUAGUAAAUAACAGAAGGACUGAAAAAUAAUCUAAAAAUGCAAAAUAAAAGUUUCACCUUGAAAAUAUUACAUAAAACAAAUUAUCUACUUGGAAAGCUCUGUCGAAUAUCAUUCCCAGAAGGAUUGAUAUUGAAAUCCAUGCCUUAUUCAUUAUCUAAUAGUUACUGCAAGAUUAAGUAUAAGUAAAAUAGAAAACGUUUAGAUAAAUUGCGUACGCAAGUAUUUAUAUUCAUAUGAAAUGUCCCUAUAGAAUUAUAGACAUUGACAAGUACUAAACUACUUCAUAGGAGUCUAUUGUUUUAUUUUUAAAUUACUUAAAUUAAGAGUUUAUAUUCUUUUUUUGUAAAAUAACCAAUUUUUUCAAAACAAAAAAAUAAAUAUGGAAAAAAUACUAUUUGAACGAUUCUAAUUAUUUUAAAUUUCUCUUAACAACUUUGUCGAUAAAUUCAUAAUAUGUCAAGUGUAUAUUAAGUUUUCAAACCAAAAAUUGUUUAUUAAUUUAGGUCAUUGAGUUUAAUAUAAUUUAAAAUUUUGGCAUUAAAAAAUAUCUUAAAUAUCUUUCUUAAACAUCUAUGUGUUCAUAAAUGUUUAAAUAUAAACAUACAUGUGUUUAUGCAUGUCUUCUUAAAUUAUAUAUAAAUAGUAUGGAAUGUAAAUUAUGCAUUUACUUUAUUUGUUUUUUAAAACAGCAUGGUAUCUGGAUUUAGUUUAUUUACCAAUAGUUAAAAACACAUUGUUUGUAUAAUAUAACUCAAAUAAAAUUCUGUAGAUUUUAGAUUUGGCUUAUUUUCUGUUUAUAUUAUUUUUCUAAACAGUGUAUAAAUGUCAAAUACUCAGAAUUUAAUUACAAUGUAUGAUAUUUAUAUUUGUAAAAUUUGCCCUUAUUAUAAAAUGGAAAUUCACUGGAGUGCCCAUAUCUAGAAUUGUAUUGUUUGAGAAUAAUAUGUUUUGUUUUUUUUUUUUCUUAAAUGUAGGUAUAUUAAUAUAUAAUUAAAUAUUACUAUAGAAAGUAGAUUGCAACUAAAAAAAAUUAUCUUUUGGUUUUUUUUUUUUUAAAGUUUUAUUUCACUUUUUUGUCAAAUUCAUAAUUUAACUUUUAUAUGACUACUUGAUAUAUAGAAUUGUUUUGAUUUUUAACAGGGAAACACAAAUAUGACUACUUUUAUAUCACACAGCUCUUAUUACUUUUAAACAAAGCAUGUAAUGUAAUUUAUCAAGAUAAAUGUAAUAAGAUCACUUUACUUUUCAGUAUUAUUGUUAUAUAUAUUUUAUGAUGUAUAAUAUAUCAGUAAUAUAAUGAAGUAAUAUGUUUGAACCAAUAAAUCAAUUUGUUAUUCAAAUACAACAUAAAAUAAUUAUAAUAAAUUAAUAUAUACAAUUUUAGACUAGAAAUAUUUAUGAUGAUUUAUUGAUAAGCUGUAAUAAGAGAUCUUGUUGAUGUUGCACAAUUUCUUUUAGUUGUUUAAUUUCUUCAACUAGAGCCUUGUUUUCCAUUUUAUUUUCUAGUACAGCUUGUUUAUAGUCAACAGUAUUUAAUCGUUUUUGUCUAGCUAUAUUUAAUGCAUCUUCCAUUAUUUCUCUUGGUAAUCUUUUUUCUGUAGGAUUUAAUGGUUUCACAUAAAGAACAACUCGGUAGGCUGAUGGAGUAACUCUAGCACUCCAGUUGAAAAAAUUGAUUACUCGCCUUGGUAAACAACCUUGAAAUAAUGCUUGUUCUUGGGAAUGAAUAAGUUGAGUUUGUCUAACAAGUUUUGAAAGGUCUGCAGUUUUGUGCAAACCUUGGAUAUCAUGUACUGCUAUUCCGACUAGUAAAUUCAUUAAUACAACAGUGACAAAUAUUAUAAAUAGUAUAAAUGUUAUAUAAGCACUUACAUCAAAAAUUAUUGGAGAAUCAUCAGAUUUUAAUAAUAAAUCUAUGUCAAGUUCUCCCGUCAUCAUUACUAGUACUUUUACAAUACCAAUUAAUGGAUUAUUAAAAUCACUCGAUGUAGGAAAUAAUGUACAAAAGCUUAUUGUAAAUCCUAUAAGUAAACAAGAGUAUGCUAGUAAUAAUUUAGCAAAUUCUUUUUGAACUUUGGUAAACAUAGCAAUGUAUGUUCCAAAUAUAGGUAAUUGGCCAAUCAUUACCAUUAAGUUUGACCAUCCAAACAAAACAGCAAAUGCUCCAAUAGGAUUUUGCCAAUCAUAAGUUUUAUUAUUGUAUAAAAAAGAUGUUAGAAAUACACUUGCAACGACAAACCAUUCAACAAUAUUAGUUAUGUUAAAAAAAUAUUGUUUGAUUGAUGUGAAUCCCGUUGUGCCAAUCAACUUUCUUAUUAUUAUUAUAAUUGUAAAUACUAACAAUAUAUACCAAACAAGUUCUAUAAGUGUAUGAGUGAUUAGUUUUGAAUCGAAUAUAUUAACCUUCAAACGGCAGGCAUUUUGAUUUUCCAGUUGGUUUAAUUCUUGGUCCUCUGUUAUAUUUUGGUCAUUUAUUAUGUUUUUUGAUUUAUUGUAACAGUCAUGUGCUAGUGCUGCCAUUACAUAAGAAGUUAAAAGUAAAACAAAAAUUGCAUCAAAAAUAAGACGUACAAAAUAAAAUCGACGAAUUUUUUGCCAUUUCAAAUACAAAAAUGCUUUACAUAAUGGAUGUUCAAGCAUAGACUUUUGACCGCACUCUUCCAAAGUAUGUAAUAAAAUUAUUUCUCCUUGACUAGGAUUUUGUAAUAGAUACCGAAAAUCCAUUAUUAGUUCUACUUCUUUGGCUGAAGCUUGAUCGUUAAGGGUAAUUGCCUGGUCAAAUUUUUUCUUAAUCGUAUUUAUACUGGUAGGCGUCUUUCUAUUUAUUAUACUUAAAGCACUCAUUCCUCCAACUGUUCUAGAACUAAUAUCUGCUCCUUUAAUGAUCAGAAAAUCCACACAUUGAGAUAAUUCAUUUAAAGCAGCAAUAUGAAGUGGUGCAUAGCCAUAUCUAUCUUGAAUAUUAACAUUUGCACCCCAUUUUACCAAUACUUCAACGACAUGGAAUGAUAAAAAAGCUUUGCAAACAGCUGAAUGUAAAGCUGUCCUUUUGUCUAUGUCUAAAGCAUUCACUUCUGCUCCUAAUUCCAACAAUAUUUCUACGGAUUCAGCGCAUUGUGCUUUUGCUGCUAAAUGUAAGGGAGUUUGAUUCUUAUCAUUUAUCACACUAUGACUAGAUCCCGUGUGUAAUAGUAUUUGAACGCAUUCUGUAUAUCCAUUUUCAGCUGCCAUGUGUAAAGCUGUCGAUUGUUUGGAUUUAGAUUUUAAAUUUAUUGUUUUAUUACUUCUAGCCAAAAGAAGCUUUAAACAUUCUGUAUAUCCUUUUUCUGCUGCUAAAUGAAGUGGUGUAUUCCCAUUGGCAUCCAAAGUAUUUGGAUCAAUACCAAUGUGCAGUAAGUACUUGACACAUUCUACAGAAUUUGCUUGUACUGCACAGUGUAGUACUGUAUCAGUUACUUUACAUCUCUCAUCUAUUAGAAUUUUUGUAGUUUCUAAAGCAUUACCCAUAACUGCUGAAUGUAAUGGUGUGUAUCCAUUUUGAAUUGAGUCCAUGUCACAUUUUCUUUUUAUUAGCCACCUGUAAAUAUCAAAUAAUUUGGAUUUUAGUAAGAAUGUGUAAAUUGUAUUAUUCAUUUAUUAGAAUUAUUAGUUGGUAGAGCCCAAUUUGUGUUGGUAUAUGCAUAACUCUCAUCACACCAUACCACAAUUAAUAAACAAUGUAAAAGUAUAGAUCACAACCCAAUAAGUAUUAUUAGUUGAUAAUAUUUUUGUCUUAUUGACAUUAAAAUCUAUGAUUAACACUUUUUAAAUUUUAUAAUUAAACUACAAUUUGUCAUUCGGGGGAAUAUUAUAUCUAUACAGUGAUUAUUGUAUUAUCCUAUUAUAUAAAAAAAAAAAGCGAUUUUAGAAAAUAUUUUAAUCUUCUUAAGGUUGUAGUGAUGGUCGACCAGUACUUGUUUUUAAAUAUAUUUCUAUAAUAAUUCAGCAAAGGUGAUAAGAUGAAAAAAUUACCACAAUACAAGUUACAAUAAUAUAAUAAUCAGUUGCUAACUCAUUGUUAGUGUGAUAAAUACUCAAUGGCGGAUUAAUAAAUUUGCCGCCUACAAGUAGAAAAACAUUUGCCACCCCUUUAUUUUUUCAAACCUGCAGCCUUUCUACGAUUUAUGGGUUUUUCGGUAAAACAUUUUUUUAUAUCAUUUAAUAUUUCGAUAAAUUUUUUCUAAUUAUUUAUAAAAGCAGAACAUGCAUCAUAAUAACGACUAGACCAUCUUGUUCUAGUAACUCUUUUUACUACCUUAUGACCGGGUCUCAAUUUCUCUUUCAUUAAUUGCCAUUGAUAAGUAGAUAUUAUAAAGAAAUCAUAGAUGGCUUUUAAGUUAUCAAAAAAAAUGCCGCUUCUUUGAUAGAAUCGACAGCGGAUAUCCCAAAAACUCGAAUUGACUGCGUUCACUGAAACCGUUUAAGUGAGUUAUUACCAAAUGGCUAAUACUUAUAAUAUAAUAUAAGAAAAUAUUAUAUAUACUUAGAAAUAUACAUACAUUUUAAGUGUGGCAACUUUGCCCCCCUUAAAAUUUUAAUGCUCCAAUUAUUACUAAAAAAAUUUUUUUUUUAAUAUCUAGCUGUGUUUUUCUAAAGUUUCUAGGUACUAACCUACCACACAUUAUUGUUUUUUUAUACCUAUUUGUAAAAAUUAUAAAUUAUUUAUUUAUCUGGUUUAAUAGGUAUAAUUAAAGUUGCCUUUUUCGAACAUUAUAUUAUUAUAUUUAAUUUUCUUCCAAACAAUACUCUCUGUUACAUUAUUUAUAUAUUUUGUCUGAUAUUAUCUUAUUUCUGUUUUACGAUCAUUAAUUCCGCAGACUGAUGUUGAAAUAUAAUAAUCAAAAAAAUUAUAUUAUGGUUUUUAGUAUGCACAAGGGUUGUAUAUAUUACUCGGGAUAAUUGACAAGCGGUUUUUUUUAUAAACACCUGUCUAAUAAAUUAUCCCCGAUGAAUUCAUACAAUUUUGGUCAUGGUACAUAAGUUAUAUUUUGUUGGCUAGGUAAUGACUUUAACUUUAUUUAAAUUUUUAGAAAACAUUUCACAGUUCUAAUGUAUGCGUUUGUCUUUAUCGGAUAAGUUGUAUAGUAAAUAAUUUUUAAACAUUAUAGUUUUAUUAAUUUAUUUUAUUACUUAUUUAAUAAUUAUUAUUUUAAAUUGCAAUAAUUCUUGUUUAAAAAAUAUUAUUUCGCUGGUGAUUAUUUUGGUUUUGAAAUUACAUUUUAUAGUUUCAAUUUUUUGUCUUUACUUUUGUGUUUGAUCAAAAAAUAAAUUACAAUAUAAUAGUGUAAAAAUCAUACAGCAUGAUUAAAAUAUUAUAUGUCUAACUAUACGACUGUUUUUAGUAUUAUUUUUAUCUGUGUGUUUGUUUUAUACAUACAAAUAAAUUUGAACCCAAUUUAACUUGAUGUACUUAACCUAUGCAAUUGAUGAUCACUAUUUUCCUGACCUACUUAUAAAAAAAAUAUUGCAAUAUCUUAAAAUAUAAAUACGCAAUUAUAAAAAAUGCACCUUAAAUUUUUUAUAAAAACUAUUUUUAAUAAUUGUAUAACUACCUAAAUCAUUUUGUUUAUACAAUAGUUAGAUCUCGAGAUCUUGCAUUCUAACUUAAAAGCUGGUUAUAAUUGUAUGAAUAAUAAUAAUAUUGUAUUUAUUGAAGUUUUGGCGACGUUUUACGAAUUUAAAUUUUGCCAAAUAUUUUUAGACAAAAAACAUCUUCGACUGUACUUAAUUGAAAUAAUAAUUGUUUUCAACAGAUUUUAUUUGUAAAUUGUUUUAUGAUAAAAAGCUACCACCCAACUAUGCAUAAUCGUUUACAAUACAAUUUCAUACAUUUUCUACUUUAUUUAAAUGUCGUAUACAGGGUCAUUCAAAUUAUAUAAAGUCAGCGAAAGUAUGAAGUAUUUAAAUAUUAUUGUUCCUCGUUUGAGUUUUAAAAUGUAUCAUUUAAAUCACCACUUUACGAUUAAUACAAAAUUCAAAAAAUAUCAAAUUCAUUUGGAACAUUAGAUAUGAUUUCAAAUAUUUUUCAACUACCUGUGACAUUAAAAAAAGAUAUAUAUUUCAAAGUGAAAUACUUACAUAUGUCGCAGUAAAUUUGGAACUGUACGCGGACUGUAUUAUUCAAAUUAAUAUGGAAAAGUAUUAUUCGGAUUGAACCUAAUACGGACCAAUUGACGCAAACAGGAAAACGCCCAAAUUAACUCUCAACCCCGUGAGUAAUAUAUUCUGGUUAACCACCAGUAUUUCGAGUUACUGAAUAUAAUUAAGUGCGAAAUGAAUAAUAAUAAUAAUUAUUAUUAUUAUUAUAGGCAUAGUAAUAUAUUUAAAAAUAUUUUAUUAUUGCUAAUCAUUAUUAUUUAUAUCAUAAUUUUCUAUUGGACGCAAUACAUAAACUAAGCUGCAGUCAUUAAUAUACGAAUAAAUAUAUAAUAAUAAGCAUACCUCAUAUACCGUUAUUUAAAAGAGACGUUUUUAACAAUCGAAUUAUUAUUUAUGUAUAAUUUAUCUGAAAAAGUACAAAAAUAACCAGAACAAAUAUCGACGGUUAUAGAAGUAGUUAUAUAUUAUCUACUUGCACAGCAUAAUAAUUAUUAUGUAAUAAAAAUUAAAAUACGUUACUAAUUGAAUAAAUCAGUAAAAUAAUUAUAAAAGGGUAUAAAAGCCAAUUUUUUAAUUUUUCGGGAGAUCAUAAAAAAACGUGAUUUGUACAUAUUUAAUUUCAGGAACGGAUAUAUCCCCUCCGUGGCCAUCUCUCCUUCAAAAAGUAUAUAUAUUUUGAAAAAUUGAUUUUUCAUUGUUAAAAAAUUUUAAAAAGUCAGCCUCGUCCCUCUUUCACUAUAACAAAAUCGUUUUGACAUUGUUGAUACUGUACAAUUUUCAAUCACGCUAGUUCCACGUCUCGUGUUAAAUGAUUUUUAUCGUAACUAAAUGAUAUCGAUAUUUAAGUUGGAUUAAUCAAUUAAUAAUUACAUAUUAUGUUACGCCAUUUACGACAAAAAUAAAAAUAUAAUAAUCAAUACGAAAUCACCUUUUAUCAUGGUAAUAUAAUAUAAUAUAAUAUAAUAUGAUAUGAUAUAAUAUCUAUUAUUCGUAAUUCUCAAUGAAGUUCAAACCGAAAAGUAUACUAAAAUUAUUAGUGCCAAUAUUUUAAAAAUUUCGUAAGAAUACGAUGUAUUGAAGCAACAAGAAAUAAAUAAAUUAUGAAGAACAAAUCAGGUCGGCUCAUACCGUAUGAGUUUAUUAAAUCCAUGUACCAUAUCUUUGACACAUAAUGUUUUAAUAAUUUGUUUUUCUCUGUUUCACACUUAUGUAAUGUUUGUAUUAACUUCUACGUUUUAAUAGUUAAUAAUAGUAAACAAAUGUGUUUUAGGUUUAUGGUUAAUAAUAUUUUUUUGAGCAAAAACCAAAAUGUUAUUUUAGAGUAAAAACAAUUACGUUAAUUAUUAUUAUUAUUUUGUAAUAAAAUAACAAAGUAAAAACAAAAUGUUUUAUGCUUAUUAGAGUUAUUAUUUAUAUUCUUGUGACGGGUUCUCGUUGGGAAGGGAGUAGAAGAGUUUAUGAAAAUCUAUUGUUAAUUGAAUUGAAUUUUUUUAACAAUUACAUUUUAUUAUGAAUUAUUUGGUUUAAAAUUUGAAUUUAUGUUUUAACGGACAUAGGAAAUUUAAUGCUCGUCGUUAUAAUAGCAAAUAGCAAAAAUUGAUUUACAAAGAGUUUGUACUUUUCAUCGCUCGGAAUUAGCGGAUUUACGCGUAUCAACUCGAAUGAUAAUGAAAUGCGUAAUAUUAUCUGCACCGUCACUGCCGUAUAAAUCGAAACGCCAAAUAUUCGAUACCUAACUUUUGUGUUUUAUUGUAUACCCGGUCUUGAUAUACUUACUCGUAAACCAGACAAUAAUACCUAACGAUCGUAGGACUCUGCAAAAGCAAAAUUUCAUUGGUAUAAACGAUUUCUUUCUCUCUCUCUUUCUCACUGAAUAAACCACCGUAGUCGGGUUUUUUUUUCGCGUUUUCGUCCAAAACACGAUUAGAUAUAGUAUGUUGUAAAUAUAUAAAAAUAAAACAUUAAUGAUGAUUGUUAUUAUUAUUAUCGGUGCUUACUCCUACUCGCGGAAUAUUUCACUCGAACUUUUUAAUGUAUCUAUAAUACAUUUAACGCGUUUGUAAUACGAAACUUGCCAACAAAUUUAAACUAUAAUAAUAUAACAUAUUACUUUCGUGGCGUGCUGACAGAUUUUUUAAUUUUAAUAAUAUAUUAAUAUCUUCGUGAUCGAAUACCUACUAUGUUGUUGGUUACUUCUGCGUCUCAUUUAUAAAACAAAGUUUUCAACCGUUUGCAAUAGGUAUUAUCGUUUAGUUUUAUAAAAACAAGAAUGCUUCUAUUAUUACGUUCCUUAUUGUUUUGUUAAUAUUCUAAAUCCUUUAAAUCGAACACUUCACUUUUUCCCGUAGGACAUAACCGCCGGCUCGCACUAGCAUACAUCGCGAGUAUUAUGCCUAAUGCAGUAAUCAACGUUCGAUUCAAUAGUUUGCAUCACGGUAUCCCACAGAUUCUUGAUUGUAUACUUAAAUAAUACUAUAUGUUAGGUAUCUAAUCAAUGGUUUCGGUUUUGUAAACAUUUCGCUAACUAAAAAUGAUUCGAGUAUAAUACAACGGAACGGCACGACGUUAGGCGGACGAGUAACAGAACGCCGGGGGUCAUAAUAAUAAUAAUAAUAAUAAUAAUAGUAAAUAAUAAUAAUUGAUAAUAUCAUCACUAUUUUACCUGAGCGCGUCGACGUUGCCCAUGAACGCGGCCAAAUGUAUGGCGGUGAAAUUUCCACAGUGCGAAUAGUGCAAGUUGGCCCCGCAGUCGUACAGCGAGUCCAGGCACUCGGCCGCGGCGCCCACGUAUAUGGCCCAGCAGAACAGUCUGUCCAGUUCGUUUUGGUUAGGCGGUGGCGACACGCCACCCGGGUCGAACUCGUUGAGCUCGACGUGCUCCAUGAGCUGCAGCCGCCCGUUGCACGUCCGCAUCGAGUCCAUCAGGUCCCGUCUGAUGGUGUCCUUCCGUAUGAUUAUAGACAGUUCAAUCUCUUGCAGGCCGUCCGGCGCGGCCGCCGCCGCCGCGUUGACGGCCGGCCCGUCGGGCAAGCUCUCUAUGAACAGAAACUCUUCGACGUUGGACCGCCGCUGCCGAUCGUCGCGGGGCUUAUACCGGAAACUGUACCACCGAUCCUUGAGUGACGAUUGCGGUUGCUGCAGCGACGACGACGCCGACCUGGACGUCCCCGUCCCCGUGCCGCCGUGCCUGUUGUGCACGUUCAGGCUGAUCGUCCUGUCCAGUGGCAAGGCCGCCGUCACAGCGGCCACUUCCAAGUGAUGUUUGGUGUUCAUCGCCACCGUAGGUCAACCGCGGGUUUUUUUUUUUUAUGGGUUUCGGAUGUAUAAAAGAAUAGUUUAUUCGUCUAUAUAUAUUAUAUUCUAGGUAAUGUGAGGAUAAGAUUACAAAAAUAUAGCUCUCGCGAUUAGGUUAUUGGGCUCGUGUCUGCACAGAGUCGACCGGUCGCGUGUUCGGCUCCUUCGGCGAUCCGCUCGCCAAUGUCCGUCUGUUGUGCGGCUGGCGCGAUCGGGGACCUCUCGUUAGUUGACGACGGUGUGAUGCCCGAGAGCGUGGCCACUAUCGGAACUAUGAGCGUAUCUCCCUCUCUCCCCCCGUAACCAUCACCUAUCCCCUGUUCGCUCAAACUCCGUUUUAUUUGAAUAUUAUACAGGGUGAUUUUUUUUUUUUUUUUUAUCAUUUUAUUAUUUACCGAGGUUUUGUGUGCAAUUGAUUUUGGAUUUUGUUUAAUGAUCUUAUGUAUAGAUUAAUAUUUUAAAACGUUUUCCUUUAUUCCGUAUUUUCGUACACACAUCAGCAUUCGAUUUUAAAAUAGCGUCCAUUGUCCUUUUCAAACCAUAUUCGAAAAAAGAAUGUUAUUUUUCUGAAAUCAAUGAUGUGAUUGCAUAACACUGAUAUAGGUAUUGGAUUUAUCGUUACGUCGCCGUCAUGCUAAACGUGACUCAAACUAAUAAAUUAUGUACGGUCGAUUCGCCGAAUAAUUUUACCACAGUCUUCUCUCGAGUAACAGAAAAAAACGACCGACUGAAAAUUUAGAACAUAUGGGUAUAUGUUCUAAAUUUAUAGUUAUAGAUUUUUAUAUUUCGACCAAGAGUCAAUUGUUCACACGAUCGUGAAUAUCGUUAUGUUUACAAGCUAAAGUUAAAAUUUCACUUCGACACUUUUUGAGUAGGUAACAGCGUCGGUUUAAUAGGUAUAACAGUUUAAAAUUUAGAUCGGGGAAGUAUAUAAGGAAGGGUUAUCGUCCAAAAAUCGGUGUGCAGUUUGUUACCUUUCACUACUCCGGUGUACAUUUUUCACUGUUAUUACACGUAAACGGUGUAUCCGGUAAUAAUAACUCAUGUCAACAUAAUAUGUUUAGUUUAGACAAAUAUCGGUUCUUUUAGAAUCCGAGUUGAAAAGACCGGUGGGUUGCUGCUAUAUGAAAAUCAAAAGUAAAUAUACUCGCAUUGAAGGUAUAUAAGGGGGGAUAGGGGAUUGAAGACGUAUAGGGUUAAAAUUUUGAAAACUUCAACAAUAAUUCUAUUUUGGUUAAGGGGGGGGGACUUAGAAAUCAAAAAUUUACUCAGAACCCUCCUGAAAAAUAUCGCAGGGUCGCGAUAAAACUAAUCACCCUGUAUACUUAAUAUUAUUAUUAUUACUAUUACGGCGAGGUACAUUAAUAUACCGCGUUGGUCACUAACACGUGGUGUGUUGACCGGUAACGCGCGAAUCCACCGUGACUACCGGUGUCUCUCUCUUUCUCAUGUUUUUUUUUUCGUAUUUUAAAAUACCGUACACGUUAUUUUUUUUAUUAUUAUUAUUAUUAUUAUGCUAUUAUUAAUAUUAUACACGCGUAAUGCCGGAGGUAUACGGUUAUAGGUAAUACGCGACUACGGUUUAAAAUGAAAAAAAUGAAAAAAAAAAAAAAUGUACUCAAUAAUACCUAUAUCUACAGAGGUGUAGGUAUCACGAUAUACCUUAUUACGAUGCCUAUGAAUUCCGGGCACGUAAACCGUUAGUUUUCCAAUCGCAUCAAAGUCAAGGUCGACUAUUUAUUUUUUUUUUAACAUGCAUCACCGUCAUACUUAGAAAAUAGGUACAAUAAUAAAUAAUCCUCUCUUCGAACAAUUUUCUCCGGUUAAUAUUAUAAUAACAAUAAAUAUACCAUGUAUACAAUAUAACGCGUCACCCGUUUUUUAAACUAAUCGACGAUAAUAUACUUUAAAAACCGCGAACUUUUUAUUUGUUUUUAAUAUCUAAACGAUUAAAACAAAUGCGUUCCUUAUUCUAGUCGUAUCUGUAUGUAUUUUAUAAAUCAAACAUAAACGACGUCAAAGCGAGAUUAAAAGUAAAAUGUAUUAUUUAAAUUUAGAACUGUUUAAAGGGCCAAACAUUUCACGAGGAUACGUAGGUAAUUUUUUUUAAUGGACAAAAUAUUAAAAUGGUGAAAAACCAAUAAUCAAAAGUUGAUCACUGAAAACAAAUUUGGAUGUCUUUUCAUUUUAAAUUAUUGCCAAUGUACCUAUAAAGCGAAUACUUACAAAUUAAUUAUAACAAAAAAAAAAAAAAAUUAUGUAUAUUUUUAUUGACUCACUGAAAUAUUUUUUUAUAUUGGCACUUCUGACAUAUUUAUUUCGGAGCCAAUAAAAAAAUAUUUUCAUAUAUCUUUGACGUUCUCGUGCACAGUUUCAUAUUACUCGUUUCUUACGACAAAGAUAUUCUUUGAAUUUAAUAUGCACAAACAUCAACAUACUAUUCGAAAGGCUAACGAAAAUAACAAUUGAUUUUUGAAAGACUUGAUUUACGCUACGGCUAAAAUCCAUUGCGGUUUUUAUAAACGCAUUGUUUGUAUGCCUAAACAUAAUAUUAUUGAAUUAUCUGACAAAUGUUUCACUAAAAUAGCUGUAAGUGUAUCUGUUAUUAUUAAACUGUCAUUAUAGAUAAUGUUAUAAAAUUUGAUUUCAUAACAGCCUCGUUUGAAUGUAUCUAUGUUAUGUAUUAUUUUGUUUAAGAAAUUAUUUUUAAAAAAAUUCGCAACUGUCAAUUAUUACAUUUAAAAAUAUAUUAAUUUUGAAUCUUAAAAGUAUUUUAAAAUAUUCUCUUUAAUCUCUAUUUUUUUAAAUUCGCAAGACAUGAAAUUCGAAAAAUUACUCGUACAGUGCCAUCUGUAUUCAAUUAUUUAUUUUUACAAUUUAUAGAUGGUACUUUUUUAGAGAAACUAAAUACAUAAUUAAAAAACGAAUAGCUCUAUUGCUCCGCUCAGAAUCCAAGACAAACAUAUAAAAUAUUAUUUACGUCUUUAUAAUAUACAACUAGACAGUUGAGUUGAGUGAAGACACUUUUUUUAGACUGUUAUACUUUGAUCACAGAGUCAUUAACCCUAUUUAUAUUAACAUUAUUCUAGUAAAAUAUAUCAUAUAAUUAUAUAUAUUUGUUUAGAUACUAUUUCCAUUAUUAUUCACGGAUAUGGUCGAAAAAGUCGAUAUUGAAGCUACUGUCCGAGGAGGCGGAAUUUCGGGGAAAGCUGGUGCAAUUCGUUUUGGUAUUUCUUGGAGUUUGCGUUCAUUUGUGGAACCUGAAACUGUAGAACGGAUGCGAAUUGGUAACUACAAUUUUUGUGUUUUGUAAAUUUUUUAAAUUAAUAUUACGAUAUUAAAUUUACUUUUAAGCCGGUCUAUUGCAAAAAGACUACAGGAGAAGGGAAAGGAAGAAGCCAGGCCAAGCAAGAGCUAGAAGGAAGUUCACUUGGAAGAAACGUUAAAUCUUUUAUGUUAUGCAGUUGUGUAAAUAUAUUAUAAUAAACUAGAUUUUUGUAUGUA